AUGAACCCCUUGAACCCAGUAGAAUUCAGGAGGCAAGGCCAUAUGGUCAUAGACUUCCUUGCAGAUUAUUACGAGAAUAUAGAAAAGUAUCCUGUUAAAAGCCAAGUUAAACCAGGUUAUCUAUUUCAAAGUUCGCCCGACUGUGCUCCAAUGUACCCUGAGCCAAUCGAAGCUAUACUGAAGGAUGUGCAGAAGGAUAUUAUUCCAGGCAUAACACAUUGGCAAAGUCCAAAUUUUUUCGCCUACUUUGCAUCCAGCGCAAAUACGGCAAGCUUUCUAGGGGAAAUGCUUCUCAAUGGUUUUAAUGUUGUCGGAUUCAACUGGGCAUCUUCUCCUGCAGCAACAGAGCUAGAGAUCCUGGUCAUGGAGUGGCUGUUAAAACUACUACAGCUUCCCCAGUCGUUCUCAACUUCAAGUGAUCACGGUGGUGGUGUUUUGCUUGGCACCACCUGUGAGGCCUUCGUUUGCACGCUGCUUGCUGCGAAAGAGAAGACACUUGAUCAAAUUGGAAGAGAAAAGACAGAAAAGCUUGCAGUGUACUGUUCCGACCAAACCCAUUUCUCUUUCCAGAAGUCAGCAAAAAUUGUUGGGAUAAAACCUCAGAAUGUUCGACAAGUCGUGACAACCCGGUCAACUAACUUUGAACUAUCCCCAGAAUCCCUAGAUGAGAUGAUUAAAAGAGACAUUGAAGAUGGUUUAAUUCCAAUUUAUUUAUGUGCAACUGUUGGAACAACCUCAACGACAGCGGUGGAUCCGCUGGGGACUUUGUGUGAGGUAGCAAGCAAAUAUAAUAUGUGGGUUCAUGUGGAUGCUGCAUAUGCUGGAAGUGCAUGUAUCUGUCCUGAGUUUCGUCACUUCCUUGAUGGUGUGGAGGGUGCAAGCUCCUUCAGUUUUAAUGCGCACAAAUGGCUGCUCACAAACCUGGCUUGCUGCUGCCUUUGGGUUAAAGACAAAUCGUCAUUUACGAAACCACUCUCCACAACCUCAGAGUUGAUCGCAAACAAAACCACAGAAUCAGGGAAAGUCGUCGACUACAAAGACUGGCAGAUAUCACUAGCACGAAGAUUCCAAGCCUUGAAGUUAUGGAUGGUGCUUAGGAGCUAUGGGACGAUUGCUUUGAGGGAAUACAUAAGAAAGCAUGUGAAAAUGGCCAAGGAUUUUGAAGGGCUCGUGAACAUGGACUCUAGGUUUGAGAUUAUGGCACGUAGAUAUUUUUCUAUGGUUUGUUUUCGAGUUUCUCCUUAUGCUAUUAGUCAGCACCAUGACAACGACCAUGAAGCAAAUGAAUUCAACCAAAUGUUAUUGGAAUUAGUGAAUGCAACGGGGCGAGUUUACAUGACACAUUCGGUGGUUGGAGGAGUUUAUGUUAUCCGAUUUGCUGUGGGGGCAACUCUCACCGAAGACAGACAUGUAAAGAUGGCUUGGGAGUUAGUGCAAGGUCAAGCGACAUCAUUGCUGGGUACACCGACACCAAAUAGUGCUUCUAAUGUUCAGCCAUCCAAGCAAAUUGAAGGAUCAAUAUCUACGUGA
Molecule: messenger RNA, 1530 nt
Organism: Lactuca saligna
Lineage: Eukaryota; Viridiplantae; Streptophyta; Magnoliopsida; Asterales; Asteraceae
Source: the annotation of a GenBank genome assembly